Messenger RNA from Penaeus chinensis, 3789 nucleotides. RefSeq names its product cytoplasmic dynein 2 light intermediate chain 1-like. The record is from RefSeq and is a predicted model, not a curated record. The transcript is spliced from 10 exons. Gene Ontology annotation, biological process: intraciliary retrograde transport; intraciliary transport involved in cilium assembly. NCBI's taxonomy places the organism in Eukaryota, Metazoa, Arthropoda, Malacostraca, Decapoda, Penaeidae. Gene Ontology annotation, cellular component: ciliary basal body; axoneme; cytoplasmic dynein complex. Bases 2280 to 2975 code for a protein of 231 amino acids. Gene Ontology annotation, molecular function: dynein heavy chain binding.
GUUAUAUAUGUACAUUUUGUCUUAGUUUUUUAUCAAAAUUAUCAUAAAUUUCAGAAUUACCAUCAGCCAUAUAUAUAUUACAAUAUCUAUAAUUUUAUGGGAAACUCAAGCAAAAAAUGUAUAAUAUCUCGCCCUGCAACCUUCCAACAGCACUGUGAAUACUAGAUAUCAUUUGAUUUUGAUAAGAUUAGCCUUUCUCAAAACAAAAACAUAUAGGGAAUCUAAUUCCAGUUGAAAUCAAGUGAAUCUCUAUCAUUUUAAAAAAUAACUAAGUACUGAAAUAUCCAAAAAAUUCACACACACACACGCAUACACCAGAAGGCAUGCUCACUCACAAACAGACACAUAUGCAUGAUGCUUUCUUACCCAGUUUUCAGAUUAUAAUAUCUAACCCAUGCAUUCAUAAUUACCCUUUUUCAUCCUAUCCCAGUAAACACAAUUAUUAAGAUAACUUUUUUACAUGUUACUUUUAGUGAAUGUUUUGCUGAAACAAAGUUAGUGGCAUUUAAAAAAGGGAGUAUAUUGUUAUUGAAUUAUUUUUUGUGAUUUGUGAUGUCCAACCGCCACACACCACUUAACAAGCAACAGCUGCGACCUCCUUACUAAGGCAAUGGACAAGUUAGUUACCAUGAAGUCAAUUACUAGUCCUGCCUGAUCUCACCUAUUAACCCUUUUCCUUGGUUUUCAGAAUGAUCUUUAUUCAUUUUUCUUAUUCUUAUUAAUAUUGACAUCAUUAUAAUAUUCCCCAUGUCAAUAAUAAUAACAAAUAGCAUAUGAGGUAUUUGUUACAGAGAAAAUCGCACCCUCCAGAGACGAAGUCCUAAAACCAGGCUAUCAUGCGAACGCAAACCGAACCGUUCCUACAUUCUAUUAAUUCCCUAGACAGGGAGGAAAGCCCCCUGUACCCUCCUUUAUCAUCACUUUGUGCUAACUUACAGAAAAUGGACAUUAGAAAUCUGGCUGUGUGAGAAUGUUGUGGACUUAGUCUCUGAGUGGUGAUACACAUUGGAUAUUUUUGUCAUUUCAUGGUAAAUUUAAGGCCAGAGCAGCUGUACCUAUGUGUUAAUUACUCUAUUCUUUAUGCAGUAUAUUAUGGCAAUGUCCAUUUCCCUCUAUUUCUGUGUGUUCUUCAUGGUAACAUUAACUGCGUAUGAAAACAUGAACCAUUUCCCAAAAAAUCUAGUCCGGGGAUGUCAAGUGAGAGAAGGUAGGCCUACUAAUUGACAGCCUUAGUGACUAAAUACUUAUACAACCAUCUGUGUACACAAAAUUCACAAAACAACAUGACAGCGGAUAUUACAUUUAACUAGCACCAAUGAGCUAAUGAUAUAUUUCUAGAGAGAUCUACAAGCUCUACUUCAUUGGAAUAUACGUACUAGAUUUUCUCAUAUUGCUGCCGGUUUGCAGUGAGGAACAAAGUCAUGCAACUAAGUACGAGCCCAGUGCUGGACUUGCAACUGUCAUCUAGACAUUCAACUUUCAUUUUCUGCUUGAAGAUAGAAAUUCAGAAUAUUAUUUGGUAAUACAUAUAUUUAUACUACUUUAAUCUAGCCAAGCCUGAGUUAAGGCUCACACUCAGCCACUCUCCCUGUCUCAUGUCUCAAAAAACAUAAUUCACUCUCACCCACUCAAGUUUAAAAAUAUGUUCUAUGUAUAUAUUGCUUUUGAUCCAUUAUUCCGUUCUGCAAGCACCCUCUCUUCCCAACAGCGAGUAGGGCUUCGAGAGUAGCAUGAAAACGAAAGCCCAAAGACCCAUUUUCUCGCCUCGGCUGACGUAAAGGCCUCGGCUGACAUAAAGGCUUCGUCAGUGCGAGUCUGGCCUUGCUGACAUCGCCUCCCUUCACCCUGGCCUCUGGCCUCUGGGCGAGCUGUCUGGCGCUGGGGGAGGCCAUUAGGCAGGCCCACGGCGCCCAUGGGGAGGGAGCAAGUCACAGGGUUGACCAGAGGAGAUUCCAGAAUUAUACAUACUGAAGAAUAAUUGGCCAAGAGUAAUCGUGACUCGGACAGAGAAUUCUUGAAAAAAAAUCAGUCUCAACAAGAGGAUUUCCCUUUAUCAACGAUGCCUAGAAGGGUAAGACGACGCUGCUCAGAGGUUCCUUGACCGCGAGGAGCCCCCACGCACCACCCUUGCCCUCGAGUACACUUACGGCAGGAAGAGCGGAAAGACACUGGUGAAGGACGUGGGUCACCUGUGGGAACUCGGCGGGGGGUUGCUAUUCACGUCCCUGUUGGCCACGCCCAUUACCCCGCGCAGUCUGUCGCAGUUGACCGUGGUUCUCAUGCUGGACCUCUCUCGCCCCGAGACUAUCUGGGCGGACCUUGAAAAACUUCUCGCUACCUUGCAGGAGGAGAUACAGAAGGUGGUUGCGGAGACGCCGGGUCUGGUGGAGCAGCUGGAGGAGGCGGCGGCCAAGAGGCGCGUGCCUGACCACCAGGAUCAGGACAAGAUGACUCCUUUUCCGGUCCCGCUGGUCAUCAUGGGUGGAAAGUACGACCUCUUUCAGGAAAUGGAACCUGAGGGAAAGAAGGUCAUUUGUCGCGCGCUCAGGUUCGCAGCGCACACACACGGAGCGUCUCUGCAGUUCUUCUCCGCGCGCGACGCCGGACUCAUAAAGAAGGCCAAGGAACUCCUCAGCCACUUUGCUUUUGGCACCGUCGAGAGCAAAAGCGUGGCGCAGGAUUAUAACAAACCGCUAAUAAUCCCGGCGGGCAGCGACAAUCUGGGCGCCAUUUCGGGCACGAUGGACGACAACCACGCCAUGACACUGGAUGCUUGGAGGCACACCUUCACUGCAAGGUUCCCGCAAGAACACGAGGAGAAGUCGUCAGUGUUGCCAGAAGACCCAGGACGGGACUCGAGUUACAGGGAACCCGACGUCGACAACCUCCGCGCUCAGAAGAAUGAGGACCUGGAGCGAGUUCGGCGGGAGGUCGGAAGAAGCAGCGCGCGAUGGGCCGACCUCGACCUCUCGUAGCGCCCUCUCACGCAGACUGACUCCCCCCCCCUAUCGAGGACGAGUCAUCUUUAUCACACCAAGCGAGGCUGAUGGCCUUCUGAACUUCCCCUUGGAUGACGCCUGGGAUCUAGUGACGCCCCUGCGAGAUCCAUGCCAUGAGUCACCGCCCUCCGCUCUGCUAAUUGUCCUCAACUCGCAAUUAGCGGCGAUGAAUUAUUGACCUCACGACCUUUUACGAGGAGCCUGAAUGUCGUGUGAAUUCUAUUCUUGGCGUUGACAUGAGGAUAGAUUUUUUUUCGGGCUGCUCUUUAAGAAGGAACGUUGUCCAGAUGAAAAAUCGUUUGUCAAUUUAUCACUUCUCACUACAGGUUAAUCAUGAACUGAGUGGACAUUGCACUAAAGAUUACCCAUAGGUUUAACGAGUGAAUUCUUAUUUAGUUCAUUCUCAGUAUUCACUAAUGUUCUUAAGAUUGCGUGUAUUUACGAGGUAUCAACGCCUGUACUUAGGCUUUCACUUGCACAGAACACGUCCGUUUAUCUGAUGGCGUGAAGGUAAUUAUGAACCAUAAAUAUACUUUGAAAUCUACUUUUCUAUCUAAUAUCAGAUGGCAUUAGUUUACCAAAGAAGCCAUAUGAGGGUAAACUUAAUUUAUAGACGACUGUAUUGUGUGGUCUUAACAUACCUGUCGCAUGAUAGGGUACAAGUAAAUCAACUUAUUUUUUAUACGUGAAAUAGGUAUGGAUUAAUGACUGAAAAAUGACGAAUAAGAAGGCAGAGAUAUAUUUCAGAUUAAAGAAAAAAUAAGUAAAUAAAUAUAUAUUUUUUAGUUAA